AGAAUCUAGAAUAUGGCAUGGGGGUGCUGCUGGCUGCCUCAGCAAGCACUGCUCUUAAGUCCCAUGUCCAAACCACAGCUGUGAUCUGUGUUUGGGUGAAAAGUUUGAGCAAAUCAACUGAGCAGUAUCUAACAUCACAAGAUGGGGAGCGGAGUUAGUUCAGAGAGCAAGGAGUCAGCCAAGAGGUCAAAAGAACUGGAGAAAAAGCUUCAAGAAGAUGCUGAGCGAGAUGCAAGAACUGUUAAGUUACUGCUCCUAGGAGCAGGUGAAUCUGGGAAAAGUACUAUUGUGAAACAAAUGAAGAUCAUCCAUAAGAAUGGCUACAGUAAACAAGAAUGCAUGGAGUUCAAAGCAGUGGUUUACAGUAAUACCUUGCAGUCCAUCCUAGCCAUUGUGAAAGCCAUGACUACACUUGCCAUUGAUUAUGUGAAUCCCAGAAGCCCAGAAGACCAACAACAACUUUAUGUCAUGGCAAAUACACUAGAAGAUGGCGACAUGACACCUCAGUUGGCAGAGGUAAUUAAAAGACUCUGGGGAGACCCAGGAAUCCAAGCCUGCUUUGAAAGGGCAUCUGAAUACCAGCUCAAUGACUCAGCAGCUUACUACCUUAAUGAUUUAGAUAGAAUAACAGCUCCUGGGUAUGUGCCUAAUGAGCAAGAUGUUCUGCAUUCCCGAGUGAAAACAACUGGAAUCAUUGAAACGCAGUUCUCCUUUAAAGAUUUAAACUUCAGAAUGUUUGAUGUAGGUGGCCAGAGAUCAGAGAGAAAGAAAUGGAUUCACUGCUUUGAAGGAGUGACGUGCAUUAUAUUUUGUGCAGCACUUAGUGCCUAUGACAUGGUCCUCGUGGAAGAUGAAGAAGUGAACAGAAUGCAUGAAAGCCUUCACCUGUUCAACAGCAUCUGUAACCACAAGUAUUUUGCAACCACCUCCAUUGUUCUAUUUCUUAACAAGAAAGAUCUCUUCCAGGAAAAAGUGACCAAGGUGCAUCUCAGCAUCUGCUUUCCAGAAUACACAGGACCAAAUACAUUCGAAGAUGCAGGAAACUACAUCAAGAACCAGUUUCUAGACCUGAAUCUAAAAAAAGAAGAUAAGGAAAUUUAUUCCCACAUGACUUGUGCUACUGAUACCCAAAAUGUCAAGUUUGUGUUUGAUGCAGUGACAGAUAUAAUAAUCAAGGAGAAUCUCAAAGACUGUGGGCUUUUCUAGUCAUCUCAUUUUUCUUCCACUUUUCAUGGUUGUAGGCUUUCCAAAAUAUAAAAGGUGCUGCAUGAUUAGCAUGAAUAGCUAUUAGCUCAUCUAGAAAUAUAACUAGCAUUAUAAAACAAAAUGUCUUCACACAAAUAUUUUAUUUCAUUGUUAGUUCUAUCUUGGUAAGUUUCAAUUUCCUUGGGACAUGUAGUAG
This is a messenger RNA of Nannospalax galili (Upper Galilee mountains blind mole rat), 1402 nucleotides long. It is a transcript of the gene Gnat3, whose product is annotated as G protein subunit alpha transducin 3. Gene Ontology annotation, cellular component: photoreceptor inner segment; photoreceptor outer segment; heterotrimeric G-protein complex. The transcript is spliced from 8 exons. NCBI's taxonomy places the organism in Eukaryota, Metazoa, Chordata, Mammalia, Rodentia, Spalacidae. Gene Ontology annotation, molecular function: G protein-coupled receptor binding; GTPase activity; G-protein beta/gamma-subunit complex binding. The record is from RefSeq and is a predicted model, not a curated record. The coding region runs from base 142 to 1206 and encodes 354 amino acids. Gene Ontology annotation, biological process: sensory perception of sweet taste; adenylate cyclase-modulating G protein-coupled receptor signaling pathway; detection of chemical stimulus involved in sensory perception of bitter taste.